AGAGACGCGCGAGCCUCGGCGGCCCGGAACCGGCCUCGGAACAGCGGCGGAACCUGAGGUCGCUUGCCCUCCCGCCCCAUGGAGCGGCCCCCAGGGCUGCGGCCGGGUGCGGGCGGGCCCUGGGAGAUGCGCGAGCGGCUGGGCACCGGCGGCUUCGGGAAUGUCUGCCUGUACCAGCAUCGGGAACUUGAUGUCAAAAUAGCAAUUAAGUCAUGUCGUGUAGAACUAAGUACCAAAAACAGAGAACGGUGGUGCCAUGAAAUCCAGAUCAUGAAGAAGUUGAACCAUGCCAACGUUGUAAAGGCCUGUGAUGUACCUGAGGAGUUGAAUUUUUUAAUUAAUGAUGUUCCUCUUCUAGCAAUGGAAUACUGUUCUGGCGGAGAUCUCCGGAAGCUACUCAACAAACCAGAAAAUUGCUGUGGGCUUAAAGAAAGCCAGAUACUUUCUUUACUGAGUGAUAUAGGGUCUGGGAUCCGAUAUUUGCAUGAAAACAAAAUCAUACAUCGUGAUCUAAAACCUGAAAACAUAGUUCUUCAGGAUGUUGGUGGAAAGAUUAUGCAUAAAAUAAUUGAUCUGGGAUAUGCCAAAGAUGUUGAUCAAGGAAGUCUGUGUACGUCUUUUGUGGGAACACUGCAAUAUCUGGCCCCAGAGCUCUUUGAGAACAAGCCUUAUACAGCUACUGUUGAUUAUUGGAGCUUUGGGACCAUGGUGUUUGAAUGUAUUGCUGGAUAUAGGCCCUUUUUGCAUCAUCUGCAGCCAUUUACCUGGCAUGAGAAGAUUAAGAAGAAGGAUCCAAAGUGUAUAUUUGCAUGUGAAGAGAUGACAGGAGAAGUUCGGUUUAGUAGCCAUUUACCUCAACCAAAUAGCCUUUGUAGUUUAAUAGUAGAGCCCAUGGAAAACUGGCUUCAGUUGAUGCUGAAUUGGGAUCCUCAGCAAAGAGGAGGACCUGUUGAUCUCACUUUGAAGCAGCCAAGAUGUUUUCUAUUAAUGGAUCACAUUCUGAAUUUGAAGAUAGUACACAUCCUAAAUAUGACUUCUGCAAAGAUAAUUUCUUUUCUGUUACCACCUGAUGAAAGUCUUCACUCGCUGCAGUCUCGUAUUGAGCGCGAAACUGGAAUAAGUACUGGUUCUCAAGAGCUUCUUUCGGAGACGGGAAUUUCUCUGGAUCCUCGGAAACCAGCCUCUCAAUGCGUUCUAGAUGGAGUUAGAGGCUGUGAUAGCUAUAUGGUAUAUUUGUUUGAUAAAAGUAAGACUGUAUAUGAAGGACCAUUUGCUUCCAGAAGUUUAUCUGACUGUGUAAAUUACAUUGUACGGGACAGCAAAAUACAACUUCCAAUUAUACAGUUACGUAAAGUAUGGGCUGAAGCAGUGCAUUAUGUGUCUGGGCUAAAAGAAGACUACAGCAGGCUCUUUCAAGGACAAAGAGCAGCAAUGUUAAGUCUUCUUAGAUAUAAUGCAAACCUGACAAAAAUGAAGAACACUUUGAUCUCAGCAUCUCAGCAACUGAAAGCCAAAUUGGAGUUUUUCCACAAAAGCAUUCAACUUGACUUGGAAAGAUACAGUGAGCAGAUGACUUACGGGAUAUCCUCAGAAAAAAUGUUAAAAGCAUGGAAGGAAAUGGAAGAAAAGGCUAUCCACUAUGCUGAGGUGGGUGUCAUUGGUUACCUGGAGGAUCAGAUCAUGUCCCUGCAUACUGAAAUCAUGGAGCUACAGAAGAGCCCUUAUGGAAGACGUCAGGGAGACUUGAUGGAAUCUCUGGAACAGCGUGCCAUUGAUCUGUAUAAGCAGUUAAAGCACAGACCUUCAGAUCACUCCUACAGCGACAGCACAGAAAUGGUGAAGAUCAUUGUACAUACUGUUCAGAGUCAGGACCGGGUUCUCAAGGAGCUGUUUGGUCAUCUGAGCAAGUUAUUGGGCUGUAAGCAGAAGAUUAUUGAUCUACUGCCCAAGGUGGAAAUGGCCCUCAGUAACAUCAAAGAAGCUGACAAUACUGUCAUGUUUAUGCAGGGAAAGAGGCAGAAAGAAAUAUGGCAUCUCCUUAAAAUUGCCUGUACACAGAGUUCUGCCCGGUCCCUUGUAGGAUCCAGUCUAGAAGGUGCAAUAACCCCUCAGGCAUCAGCAUGGCUUCCCCCAACUUCAGCAGAACGUGAACAUCCCCUGUCAUGCGUGGUAACUCCUCAAGAUGGGGAGACUGUAGCACAAAUGAUAGAAGAAAAUUUGAACUGUCUUGGCCAUUUAAGCACUAUUAUUCAUGAAGCAAAUGAGGAACAGGGCAGUAGUAUGAUGGUCCAAACAGAAAACUUGCAAAAAGUAACACCCAUAAACCUACCACUUAUAGUCAACAUCUAAUUAUAACUUUUUCAUGCCUGGUUUUAGAAUCUUGAUUGGAGUUGGUUAACAGAAUGACUUGCUACUUAUUCACUGUCCCCAAACCUAUGGAAGUUGUCGCAGCACGUGUUGGAAAUUUGUUUUUCUCCCAUGAAAUCAUUCUUCAGACACCAGCAAAUUGAAGAAAUGACUAUGAUCAGAAAAUAUGCAUGAUUUUACAAGGACAGUAUUUUCACUUUGGGUAAUUUUAAUCUCUGAAGAGAAAGAAUCUUAAAUGUUAGUGGACUUGUUUAAAUACAAUAGCUAUUUAAGCACAGCAAUCCAUUUGUUUUCAAACUUGAUAAAACGUUUAACUGACUAAAAACAUCUUUUGUCAUUUAACUUUUGGGCAUAAGGCCAAAAGUGUGUGUGUGUGUGUGUGUGUGUGUGUGUGUGUGUGUGUGUGUGUGUGUGUGUAUACAUAUAUGACUAA
Felis catus (domestic cat) is the source of this 2800-nucleotide messenger RNA. RefSeq names its product component of inhibitor of nuclear factor kappa B kinase complex (gene CHUK). Gene Ontology annotation, biological process: peptidyl-serine phosphorylation; tumor necrosis factor-mediated signaling pathway; positive regulation of transcription by RNA polymerase II. The record is from RefSeq and is a predicted model, not a curated record. The transcript is spliced from 21 exons. Gene Ontology annotation, cellular component: cytoplasm; IkappaB kinase complex. The coding region runs from base 79 to 2349 and encodes 756 amino acids. Lineage: Eukaryota; Metazoa; Chordata; Mammalia; Carnivora; Felidae. Gene Ontology annotation, molecular function: ATP binding; IkappaB kinase activity.